AUGACCGGCUAUGUCUGUGUGCGCACUGUGAGAAGAAAUUCUGGAGGAUAUGAAGAAGAAGAAGAAGAAGAAGAAGAAGAAAAAAAAAGUCGCAAGUGGGUACCAGUGGUGAAGAUCUCGACAUGGUUGAUGACUACGCUAUGUGUUAUGUACAAAGUACACUUCGUACAGGUAGGAGGAGAAGAGAAUGGAAGCGUGCAAACUUUACGAUAUGGAGAAGAACUGGAUUGA
Messenger RNA from Botrytis porri, 231 nucleotides. RefSeq lists its product as uncharacterized. Lineage: Eukaryota; Fungi; Ascomycota; Leotiomycetes; Helotiales; Sclerotiniaceae. The transcript has a single exon. Bases 1 to 231 code for a protein of 76 amino acids. The record is from RefSeq and is a predicted model, not a curated record.